CAAAACACAUAUAUCGCUUACUUACUGAUUUUCAAAACCAGACUAUACCACAACAACCAAUUUAUCAUUAUGGUUCAGAAGCUAACCCCUUUUUGUCCUAUCUUGGACAAACAUAUACAUACCUAUAAAAUCUUUUUAAUCUACAAUGACUUUAAUUAGACUGACGUGAUAUUACUUUAAUUUGACUAUUUUGUUGCAGAUUUGGAUUUUUGCACAUUUUUCGUCCACAGCGACGUCGAUCAGUCGCUGAUUGAAGUGGACGAAGAUGGGCGAAAAACAGCACUCCGUUUACCUGUCCCAGUUGAAGGCUAUGUUGAAGAGGAACAUCCUACUAAAAAAGAGAGAGAAGCGGAAAACCACAGCGGAAGUGCUGCUACCCUUGUAUUCUCUCUCUAUCUUAAUAAUAAUGAAGCUGGUGUUGCCAAAUCCAAAUCUGCCUGAGAUCGACACCCCACGGGGAGAAGCGGAGCUUUUGGAGCACUUCAGAAUGUUAAACAACCAUACUAUAGCGAUCGUGCCUAACACCACACAAACCAUGGAAUUUCUACGAAAAGUAACUAGCCUAUGGGACUCCAUAAAUAACGGAAGAAACAUAUCCAUGAUCACUUGGGUUCCUUUUGAAACUGAAAAGGAUUUAUUACGGGCCUACUGGAUGAACCCCGAAAGUAUACCUAUAGCAGUUCUAUUUGAUGAUCCCGGGCCAAUUGAAGGUCAACUCAAGUACGAAAUUAGAACAAAUCCAUCACUGUAUGCAACCCCGCCAACAACAAGCCUAUACAGUUCAGAACUAGCAUGUAGGAGUACGGCCAAGGAAUGGUACACUUUCACUGGUGUCUUACCUGCCAUAGAAGGAGGAGACAGUUGUCCUGUCAAUCAGUAUUAUUUUUCAGGAUUUCUAGCCCUGCAAGCUUUACUGGAUUAUACGAAAAUUCGGAUCGACACAAAUUCAGACCUUAAAAUUCCGCAACUGCUUUUGGAAAUGUUUCCGAAAAAGGCACACACAGGCACUUGGAUGGUUGUGAUUCGGGUACUGAUUCCGAUCUAUAUGGUGACGUCACUCUCGCAGUUUGUCACCUAUUUGUUGAUUUUGAUAGUUGGCGAAAAGGAAAACAAAAUAAAGGAAGGGAUGAAAAUUAUGGGACUGAAAGAUUCUGUUUUUUGGCUGUCUUGGUUCAUCAUAUAUGGCAUAUUCGUCUUAUUUUUGACGAUAGUUUGCUGCGUAUUGUUAUUCACACUAAAAGUGUUCCAGAAUACUAAUUUCUUCUUAAUAUUCAUGUUGGUGCUACUGUACUCGUUCUCAAUUAUAAUGUUCGGAUUUAUGAUCACGCCCUUCUUCGAUAAGUCGAGGACAGCUGGAAUUCUAGGAAACUUCAUAGUGAUAAUAAUGAGCCUUUUCUACUUUAUACAAGUGUUCUUCAAAGAGUCCAGUUCUGUGGUAUUGUGGAUUAUAUCACUGCUUAGUUCGUGUGGAUUUGCUCUUGCCAUGGAUAACGCUUUGGUGAUGGAUUUGUCCGGUAGAGGAGUGAACUUUGAUAACCUGUGGGAGGGUGCAAUGCCUUUUGGUGGUAGCUUAAUCUUGAUGGCCCUAGAUAUAGUGUUGUAUGGUUUGCUUGCCUAUUAUUUGGAUAGUGUGGUGCCAAGUGAACAUGGUGUGAAACGUCAUCCACUAUUUUGCUUUAAGCCUUCAUAUUGGUGUGCCAAGAAACGCAUGCAAAGGAUACCCUUGUCAGCAAAUGGGGAUGGGUCCGUUCACUCUUUGAACAACACUGAUUCCACUAUAGAUGUUGAGCCAGUUUCAAGAGAAAUGCGUGGACGUGAGGCGAUAAAAAUUGUGGAUCUUUACAAAAGUUUCCAUGUAAGCAAUUUUCAAACAUUAUGCUUUGAAUGCAGCUUGUUACCUCUAUAAUUACAGAGUUGUAGAAAGC
Messenger RNA from Acanthoscelides obtectus, 1925 nucleotides. NCBI's taxonomy places the organism in Eukaryota, Metazoa, Arthropoda, Insecta, Coleoptera, Chrysomelidae. The record is from the annotation of a GenBank genome assembly.